CGUCUAACCUUCCUUUCCUUACUCAAUUGUCAAGUAGUGGCCCUUUCUCUAUCUUCAUGGCCAAUCGAGAGAAAUCGAUUGAGUUGUACGAGGUAGAAGCUGGCCCUUCUACAAAACGCCUCGCUACACCGAAAAGUCCUGCAAUCGACUUCACCUCAAAUAUCAAAAAAUUCGAGCUAUCGAAGCAAAAGGCAAAUCUUUCGCCCGUUUCUGGCUCCAAAGCUGGAGAUCAUCGAAGACCAAGGUCGAUAAAUGGACAGCCUUCGGUAUGGAUCGACAGAGACGCGCCAGGUUGGAACCAAAGCCCUACUCAGGCUGCAUUUCCACCACCACUGCCAAAGAAGAGCAAGCUCUAUGAAUACAAGAAGAUAUGGAGGAAGAAUUACACCUUGAGUCUUGAUGGUGGAGGUGUGCGCGGCUAUUCGCAAUUGAGUAUCAUUAAAGCAUUAAUGGACGAAGUUGGGAAAAUCGAGCGAAGCCAGCCCGACAAAGACGGCAAGCCAGUUUUGUCAAGCUUUCACCCCUUCACCCCAAGCGAAGGGAAAUCCGUCGUCCAACCCAAGUCGAAACACAAGAGAAACAAGAUGAAGAAGGAAAACUCUACGAAUGGCCACAAAAGUGGCGAUGAUUCACAUGGCAAUGGAAAGGGAAAGGGGAAAGAAAUAGAAAGACAAUCCGAAUCGUCUUUGGAUGAAAAGGAAUGCUGUCAAUUUUACCCCUAUCACUACUUUGACUACAUUGCAGGAACAAGUACGGGAGGAUUGAAUGCGAUCAUGCUUGGGCGACUUCGAAUGAGCGUUGAUGACUGCCUUACUGGCUACACUGAAAUGGCCCAUAAGGUUUUCGGUAAACCUCGGUUAGCAUCGUACCGCUUCUCCCCCCUAUUUUGGUUUUGUGCGAAGUACAGCGGUUGUCGAUUAAGGGAGGUGGUGAAAGAUGUUGUCGAGGAGCAUUUGUGUGAAGGGGAAGGCUACAUGUUGGCCAUGAACAAGGAGAUGUGCCGAACUAUUGUGCUGGCAAUGAAGAAGAAUCUCAGUAACGUUGAAACCGCACAUCUAUUCCGAACGUAUGACCACCACCGGCGAAGAGCGCCCCAAACGGACAAACGCAUGGACGCUUUCGAGCAAGAGGGUCCUGCUGAUUCAAGUCUUAUCUGGGAAGUGGCGCGCGCAACCUCAGCAGCUCCAACGUAUUUCAACACAAUCAAAAUCGGAGAAGAUGAAUAUGGAGAUGCCGGGUUCGGGGAAAAUAAUCCAAGUAAAAGGCUGUUCUGGGAAGUUAGGUUCAUGAACAACGGCGAUGAGAAAGCCAACGCGCUUUCGGUAAGUAUUGGCACAGGCGUCACAAGAUUUUCUCGGUUUCAGAAAGGUCCCUUGAAAAGAAUCAUUGCCUGGAUCAAUGCGGCGAAGGAAAUCUCCAAAGAUUGUGAAAAGACUCACCUCGAGAUGCAGAAUAUGCACAAAGGCAAAUACUACCGCCUUAAUGUUCCUGAAAAGGCGACAGAUCCAGAUGCUCAGGAACCAUCAAAGUGGCAACACAUCAAGAAACGUACGCGGAAAUGGUUCGGCCACGGUGGGGAGCCAUUGGAUCGAGGACUUGCAAAAAUCAAGUUAGAUGAGUGGAAGUCAACGAGCUGGUGGCGGAAAGAGAGCACGCAGGAAGAAAUCGAGCGCAUUACGAGAGAGUAUCUGAAGGAUCCAGGGGUGAUUCAGGAACUGAGCGAAAUUGCAGAGAUGCUGGUUUCGCACAGACGAGCAAGGGCGAGGACGGAUCGGUGGGGAGCAUACGCGUUAGGAAUUCGGUACGAGUGUCCAGUGAUUAUGGAACCUUGUCCCGAAGAUACUUGGACGGAUGAGCGGGGUUUACAGAGGCAUUUAGAGGAGGACCACGAGAUUUUGGCGAGGAUGAUGCCAGAUGAGCAUAUGGAGCAGAUUCUGAGCGCGGGGAAAUAUUUUGAACACCAUCACUAGGUGGUGAAGUUUCAUUUUUCCUUCACAAUUUCUGAUCAAAUUUUCUUGCUCUCAACUGUGGAUAGUUUCCAUGCUUGGGUUUGUAAUAUUGUUUCUCUCUGAGGAUGGAUUGGAACCACGAGAAACCGGCAUUUGAAACAUUAUAAUGGUGGCUAUUGAGCGAGGAGUUCACAGAUACUUUGCUUUUCGGAUACCCAGAUGUAUUAUACAAUGUAUAUACAGAGCAUGCUUUUACAAUUUUGAGAAUUAUAAAGGAGUGCUUCAAGUCUUUUCGUCUCUUGAAUCUUAGGCCUCUUUUUUUUCGUACCAUUAUCAGAAAAUCAGGCUGCUUAUUCUUUUUUUUUUAGACUGUGC
Hyaloscypha bicolor E is the source of this 2324-nucleotide messenger RNA. Its product is annotated as FabD/lysophospholipase-like protein. The record is from RefSeq and is a predicted model, not a curated record. Gene Ontology annotation, biological process: arachidonate metabolic process. Lineage: Eukaryota; Fungi; Ascomycota; Leotiomycetes; Helotiales; Hyaloscyphaceae. The coding region runs from base 57 to 1970 and encodes 637 amino acids. The transcript has 4 exons. Gene Ontology annotation, cellular component: membrane.